AUGGCUGAAGAAAUCAAUAUCGAUACUGCUAGUUUAGAGCAGUUAAGAGAUGUUUUAACAAACAAGUCUGGUGACGUCAAGUUGGCCAACAGGUUCAGAGCCUUAUUUAACUUGAAAUGUGUUGGAGCCGAGUCAGAAAAUCAGGAAGAUGUACACAAGGCUAUCGAUUACAUAGCUGAAUCGUUUAAGGACGAUUCUGAGUUGUUAAAGCACGAGGUUGCGUAUGUUUUAGGUCAAACUAAGAAUUUGCACGCAGCCCAAUACUUGAGAAAUGUGUUGGAAAACGAUAAGCAACAAAUUAUGGUCAGACACGAAGCAGCUGAGGCCUUAGGUGCUUUAGGUGACAAGGAUUCCUUGGCAUUAUUAGAAGACUAUUUCAAGAAUGAUCCAUCCAUAGAAAUUAAGCAAACAUGUGAAUUGGCUAUUGAAAGAAUUAGGUGGGAAAACUCAGAAAAGGCCAAGGCAGAAAACUUGGAAACCUCUUUGUAUACUUCUAUUGAUCCUGCACCACCUAUGCCUUCUGAUCAAGAAUCGAAAAUUGAAAAGUUACAAAAGAUUUUGAAUGAUCAAGAUGCGCCAUUAUUUGAGAGAUACAGAGCCAUGUUCAGAUUGAGAGACUUGGGUACUGAUGAGGCCUGUCUUGCCUUAGCUUCGGGUCUUGUUGACGAUCCAUCUGCAUUGUUUAAGCACGAAAUAGCUUAUGUUUUUGGUCAAUUAUGUAAUCCCGUUACUGUUCCAGCUUUGAUUAAAACAUUGAAAGAUGAAAGAGAAGCUGCUAUGGUUAGACACGAAGCUGCUGAAGCUUUAGGGUCCAUUGCUACUGAUGAAUGUUUACCUGUUUUACAAUCAUUCUUGAAUGAUAAGGAUCAAGUGGUUAGAGAUUCGGCUAUAGUUGCUUUGGAUAUGUAUGAAUAUGAAAACUCUAUCGAAAUUUAA
This is a messenger RNA of Debaryomyces fabryi, 936 nucleotides long. Its product is annotated as deoxyhypusine monooxygenase. Lineage: Eukaryota; Fungi; Ascomycota; Pichiomycetes; Serinales; Debaryomycetaceae. Gene Ontology annotation, molecular function: deoxyhypusine monooxygenase activity. The record is from RefSeq and is a predicted model, not a curated record. The transcript has a single exon. The coding region runs from base 1 to 936 and encodes 311 amino acids. Gene Ontology annotation, biological process: peptidyl-hypusine biosynthetic process.